AUGCAGGAUAAUACAACAUCAGAGGAUGAAGUGUUGACGCUUAUCAUUGGUCAACUAGUGGCGUACGGAUAUGCUUCCGUGGCUCAAACCGUAGCAGACGCGACUGGCGCGACUACCGAUAUGAUGCCCAGCACCAAACUCGCCGAUUUGAUUCAAACAGCAAAGGAACGAAUGGAUGUAGAUGAAUCCGACGAUGUCGAUUACCAGGAUAAAGAUUACGAUCCCAGUGAGGAUUCAUUGGAACCGGAAUCAGCAGGAUUUACAGGCUUGGAUGGCAAAUCAGCAAACUACAAUAAGCCUGUGCCCGAAUACGUUCAGUUAUAUUACACGCAGCACAAAGGACCGUGUCAGACCGCCAUUUUCAGUACUGAUGGACGUUUUGCCGCUACAGGAUCCCACGAUUCGUCUCUCAAGUUGCUCGAUGUCAGCAAAAUGAAGAACCGUACAGGGGAAGCCAGUGAUAAACCGGUGAUUCGUACGCUGUAUGAUCACACAGCGCCGGUCAACGAUUUGAGUUUCCAUCCCAACGGUCUUGUUUUGGCCAGCUGUUCUGAUGAUCAGAGUAUCAAGUUGUUUGAUCUGUCCAAAACCGGCGUCAAAAGAGCCUUUCGCUACUUGCAAGACGCUCAACCCGUCAAUUCCAUUAGUUUCCAUCCUUCAGGCGACUUUUUGCUCGCAGGUACGCAUGAUGCCGCAGUACGGAUCUAUGAUGUAAAGACGUUGCAAUGUUUCACAAACUCCACGGCGGAUAUUCACCGUGGUCCUAUCACUCAAAUCCGAUACUCGCAUACCGGCAAACUAUUUGCGACUUCUUCAGCCGAUGGCAGUGUCCGUAUCUGGGACAGCGUGUCGAGUCAGUGUAUCAAGCAGCUCGAAGGCGCGCACGGUGGUGCCGCCGUGUCGAGUGUUCGUAUUACCAAAAAUGAAAAGUUCCUUCUCACCGCCGGCCUGGAUUCCUCUCUUCGAUUGUGGGAUAUUUCCAGCGGAAAGCUCAUCAUGCAAUAUACCGGUCAUGAACAACGAGUUGAAAUGCUUCAACCUGCAUUGACUUACAACGAAGCGUAUGUUUUAAUGGGAGACGAAGCAUCUAUGGAUGUGUUUUGUUGGAACACACAAUCGGGUGAACUUGUCAAGAAAAUACCGGGUCACAACAACGUUGUACGAUGUGUGGCCGCUUCUCCUGUGGAUAACGGUAUCUUGACAUGCAGUGAUGAUUAUCGUGCACGGUAUUUCGAUGUCAGUAAAAUGGCCUUUUAA
Molecule: messenger RNA, 1257 nt
Organism: Radiomyces spectabilis
Lineage: Eukaryota; Fungi; Mucoromycota; Mucoromycetes; Mucorales; Radiomycetaceae
Product: WD40-repeat-containing domain protein
Exons: 8
Coding region: 1-1257 (418 amino acids)
Biological process (GO): mRNA 3'-end processing
Cellular component (GO): mRNA cleavage stimulating factor complex
Molecular function (GO): protein binding; RNA binding
Source: RefSeq, a predicted model, not a curated record